This is a messenger RNA of Mercenaria mercenaria, 9181 nucleotides long. Its product is annotated as RING finger protein nhl-1-like. NCBI's taxonomy places the organism in Eukaryota, Metazoa, Mollusca, Bivalvia, Venerida, Veneridae. The coding region runs from base 292 to 3231 and encodes 979 amino acids. Gene Ontology annotation, molecular function: protein binding; ubiquitin protein ligase activity; translation repressor activity. Gene Ontology annotation, biological process: protein polyubiquitination; proteasome-mediated ubiquitin-dependent protein catabolic process; negative regulation of translation. The record is from RefSeq and is a predicted model, not a curated record. The transcript has 7 exons.
ACUUCUCUUCUAAGCAUGUGAUUCCAUUGGCAUAGAAAUAGAACUUUCUGUUUUACGUUGUGCAGCCUGAAUGGCAUAAAAACUGUCUGAGAACUUUUGUUUUACGUUGCAUCACAUAUUCACAUGCUUGUGUCGUGUUUAUGCUUUGGAAGUCGAAAUUAGGAGAUUAUACGAAGUUUUACAGUAUCUGAACUGAAAAUGUGACGGGCCAGUGUUAGAGCAGGAUGAUGGUACCGUGGCAGUUUGAGGUGAAAAAAUUAGAUAAAGUUUGGACUUAAUAAUAAAGCAAAGAUGGAGGAUGAUGAUGAGGCAAACCGCAGCUACUCCACACAGCAUAUAGAUGAUUUAUUGAGAUGUCCAAUAUGCCUGGACAGAUAUAGGACACCAAGACUGUUGCCAUGCCAACACACCUUCUGUCAGUCACCUUGUCUAGAACAACUCGUUGACAGAUUUUACCAUAUAAAAUGCCCAGAAUGCCGUGUAGAACACAGAGUACCUUAUGCCGGUGUGUCAGCUUUUGCGAUUAAUCGAACUUUGCAGAACUUCUUAGACUUGCCUGUGCAGGCACGCCAGCUUCAGCAGGCAACAAGUCAGCCAGCAACAAAUGCUGCAGAAGGCAGAGUUUCGGAAAGGCCUCCAGCAAACAACACAGCCAAUGAGAAUCAGCCACAACAAAAUGAACAAAGUCAAAGACGUCCACAGAAUGUUCCACCAGUAAAUGAAACUCCACGAACUGGUUGUUCAGCAUGUGGACGCCAGCUCACAUUGUCAAGGUGUGCUCACUGUGAUAACGUACUAUGUGAUACGUGUAAAAGAUCUCACAUUGAACAACUUAGACUUGAUAUAAACAGAUUAGUUAGUCAGUUACGAAGAGGUAUACCAUUGUUUUCUGAUGCUGUUAGCGUUAUUGAGAACAAAUCUGAACAACUCCACCAGAGAGCUGAAGCAGGUAAAGCCGAAAUAACAGAAAUGAUAGAACGAUAUAUUUCAGAGUUGAGAAACAGGCAGAGAUUAUUGCACAGUGAAGUACAGAUGUGGCUGCUGGGUGAGAUACGAUCUUUGCGCAUGCUACAAGAAAAUGUAGAGGUUGAAUUAGCCAGCACAGCUAGCUUUUGUGAUUCCACAGAUUCAGUGCUGUCUCGUCCAAAUACAACAAUUCCUGAUGAAGAUUUGGUAGAUCUGAGACGUCAAUGUGUAGAACACAUGGAGAUCAUUAGGACAUAUGAAGAUGGGAAUGGAAUCAGGCUGCCAAGAGAAAGAAGGGUUGAAGUAAGUUUUGAAGGGAACAGGUUCUCACAAGCUAUAUCAAAUUUCGGGGAGCUCUCUGUUACUGAGCGAGAUGAAGCUAGCAGCAGCGAUAACUCUAAUGUAGCCUCUGAUCCUCCAUCUAUUACAUCAAGGUCAUCAUCCUCGAGAGAAUCCUCACCAGCUGUGGUUGCUAUGGGAGGAAUAAGGACUACAGAUGCAUCACCGCAGUUGGUUUCUAUGGGAGGUAUGAGGACAAGGGAUUUGUCUCCAGCAGCGCCGGCUCGGGCCACAGGAGCACAGCCGUCACUUGACACAGCUCUCAUGGCAAUAGGUAGCAGCUCAAGGGUAGCUGCCAGGCGUGAGGAGAGAAGUGCUGGUAUAAUGGGAGGAGGUGGAGCUUCUGAGGCACCUGAAACUUCAGGCACUGCCCCUAGAGCAACCCCUAGAGAAAGAUUGGCAGGUUUGAUGGGAGGAGGUGGAGGGGGAGUAAACGUAAAUCCUUCUCCACGUGCACAGAGAAGAGAAAGAACUGCUGGUCUGUUUGGUGGUGAAAGCUCCUCAAAUGAUUCAGGGCCAGGUUCUGCAGACAGUACGCCUCUGCAGAGAAGACGAAAUUUAUCAUGGGAGUUACCUCUUGACUUCUCAUAUCCACCUAGAAGUGAUAUUCGGGUUGGUAAUGGUAACCAGAGCAACACAAACACACGCAGAAGCUUACAGGAGAGGCGUAGGCAUAACCUGUCUGAUUCGAGAUUAUUAAACAAUAUUGGAGCAAAUGCUAGACAAGAAGCGGCAAACCAGUCUAGGAGGAGAAGAAACAGAAGUGGGAACCAGACUUCUCAGAACUCUUCACAACAGGAAGCUGUUGCAAGCACAAGUGCAGAAAAUUCGGAUAGACCUCCUCCUGUUGUAAGAAGUCGCACAUUCACACGAGAAGAAUUCCAGGCUAUAAGAGAAGAAGACAAUGCUUCUAGGGCAAGCUCUGCAGAUUCAAUCAACAGAUCAAGGGAAGCAGUGACAUUUUCCAUAAAUAUUGGUCAAAAUGGCGAUGCAAGCGAAAAUGAGGAGACCACGUAUCGUGUUACCGCAGUAGAUGGGGGUGAAAGUGUAAGAGUGAAUGUGCCCAGAAAUAAUUACCAAGACAAAGGAAGAGCAAUUAUUCGAUUUGGCACAAGAGGCAGUAAUGAAAGUGAAUUUGUUUGGCCAAGAGGUCUAACAGUUUCUAGGUCGGACCAGGUUUAUGUUGCUGACAGCAGUAACCAUCGAGUACAGGUGUUUGAUAAUAUCGGCAACUAUAUAAAAAGUUUCGGUUCCUAUGGACAAGGAGAUGGUGAAUUUGACUGCUUAGCAGGAAUAACAAUGAAUACAAUGGGUGACUUUCUGAUAACUGACCGCUAUAAUCAUAGAGUUCAAGUGUUUGAUUCAAAUGGAAAUUUUACAUUUACUUUCGGAGAAGAGGGCAAUGGCGAUGGUCAGAUGUGUUACCCAUGGGGAAUUGCUUGUGACAGUAUGGGUUUUAUAUACGUAUGUGACAAAGAAAAUCAUAGAAUUCAAGUCUUCCAGUCGAAUGGUGUCUUUGCAAGAAAGUUUGGCAGGCUUGGAAGUCAGAAUGGACAAUUUGAAAAUCCACAUUAUCUAGCGAUCAGUUUAGACAAUAAAAUAUAUGUGAGCGACAGUAGCAACCAUAGAAUCCAGGUCUUCAGUAUGUACGGUGAUUAUAUUUUCCAGUUUGGUUCCGUAGGUACGAUGCAAGGACAAAUGAAAUAUCCUAAAGGCAUAUCGAUAGAUGAACAAGGAUUUGUAGUGGUUGCUGACAGUGGAAACAAUCGGAUACAAGUGUUCCGAGGAGAUGGGAGAUUUUAUUGUAUGUUUGGAAGUUACGGGAGUGACAAUGGUCAGUUUAAGGGACUGGAGGGUUUGGCUAUUCUAGGGAAUGGAAAUGUUGCUGUAAGUGACAGGGAAAACCAUAGAAUUCAGAUCUUUUAAUGUGAUAAAUGACAUUCUAAAACACGUUUACACGUUUUUCGUUAGUUCAAACUUUGUCCUUAGUUUUUUGAGACAGGAGACAAGACUAAACGUUGAUACUUAAAGCGAUUAAAUGCUAUGUUUAUGCUGAUGCAUUGUAAACGUUUUGUAAAGUGGGUUUAAAAUUUGAUUAUGCCUAAAAUAUAUAUGUGUUCAUAUUUUGCGUGCAUAUGAUGUGCAUAAGUUUGAUGCUAGGUGUGAAAAUGUCAUAAAAUUCAAAUUGUUGUAAUAUGUUUUGCCAAUUUGAAAAUGGUUUAUCAUACAUAUUUAUGAGACAGUUAUGUUUUUGUUGUUACUAUUACAUUAAAGGCCUAGAUUUUGGCAGUGGGCCAAGGGAUUUCUGUCUUCACCAGCACAGUUGGGGGCUAAUGACCAUCACAGUAUGGUUCCAAUAAACAAGGGUCAAUGUUUAUUGGAGAGUAAGUCUACCUUACAAGUCUAUCAGUUAGUGAGAAGGGGAAACAAUGUAAAUUAUUUUAAAUUGAUAUAAUUGAUAACUUUUAAAGUUAUACUAGUUUUGUUUUUUUUUUUGCAUUUCUGUGUAAAGAAAAAUAUUUGUUGAUCAAACACAAUAAUAAGAUAAUCAGAAACUUAUUUUCACAAUAAUGAAAUAAUGAUAAUUUAAACUUACUUAAAGAAAUAUCCAAGUUUUUAUUUUUUCAAUGUUUGUCUGGAGAAUUGUGAGAUUUCAGAAAAGUGUGACUUUCACUCAUAUAAAGCUUGCAGAAUACUGUAAAUAACAUUUGUCUAAAAAUUGAAAACAGUAUGUGCAUUUCAAAGUUACAAAGCAAAGCAUGAAAAAAGUCAUUUUUGGCAACAUACUGAAAAUGAAAAUUCAGUAUAGAUGGAACACAAUAAUUUGAAGUUCAAAUAAUGUUGAUUACAUGAAUACAAGAAACCGAGUUUCCAAUUAGAAAAAUAUUGUUUGUCAGCACAAAGAACUCAUGAAGUUUUCACUAUACUUGUGUUUUAUUAUCAUUAUUAUUUUCAAUAUUAUUACUGUAUCUUUAAUCAUCCUUUAUGUAAUAUAAUAAUAAUAAUAAUUAUUAUUAUUUUUAUUAUUAUUAUUAUUAUAACAUUAAAGUAAUAGUUAUUAUCAUCUAUAUAAUAUCAAAAUAAUAAUUAAUAUUAUUAUCGUUCCACAUUCACUGAAGAAAAAUUAAUUUCUUUCAACUCCACUGCACACAUCUUCAUGGUCUAGGGGUCCCUGCUGUGCUAAUUGCCCUCUAAUCAGUAACGGUUACAUAAUCGCUGAUAAGCAGCAGAUAAGAUGGGAGCUGUAUAUUGGAUUUGGACACUUAUAUAGUAGUGAAUCUAGGCCUUUAAGCUGUUAACAUUAUUUACAUCAGAUGUAUUUCAUAGUUUGUACCAAAAGUAAAUCAUGUUAAUGAUUUUAUGAUCAAAAGGCUGUGUUAAAGAUUCAGUGUUAGUCGGGUGUUUGAUGUUUUUUCCUUUUACUUAUUACUCUGUUCUCUCUGAUAUCCUAAAAUUUUAGCAACUGACUGAAAUACUUUUAUUCAGGUCUUACUCUGUACCUGACAAUAUUUAUUGCCACGUUCUUGUUAUUCUUACUCUUUAUACUGACAUUUAGUCCUGCCUGUAACAUUCGUGAGAAUGUUUGGCAGUAUGCGAGAUAGGUAGAUAAAUCAAGUGUAAAGUUUUGUUGCAUGAGAUAACGUGUACUGGAGAUAAAAUAAUUACACCAACACUAAUUCUUCCCCACAUGUUUUAUUUUAUUCAUGUACAAAAAUUUGACACCAAUUCAAAGUAUCUAACUACAAUACCUUAACAUUGAAUAUUGAUAUUCCAUUACUGCUAGUCGAUUUCUUGACAAAGUUAUGGAUCUUUUACUAGGUUUAAUUUGUUCUUAUUCAGGCAAACAAAUUUACAAAGUAAUGUGUCAAAAAGUGUUUAACACAUAAUCGCGGUUCCAAGCAUGAAAUUGGAAAAAAUCUGAACAUAUUUUGAUUGAAAUAAACAAUUCUGUAAUAUUCAGUCAGUAACCCAGAGUAAUAUAUAUUGAUUUCAUGAUAUGUAUCUUCCUUUUUUGAAAAUAUAAAAAAAAAACAAAUAAUAGAACGAAACUUUUGAUGGUACAUAUAUAAUUUCACAAGAAAUAUUUCGCAAUUGCAGCUAAAAUUAAAGAUCCAAAUAUUUCUUUGACUUGAAAUCGGAUAAAAUGCAAAUAUUUAGCAAACACUUUACAGCCAGAUAAGCCUUUUACACAUUAAUCAAAUUAUAACUAUUUUCAAUAUCCCGACAAGUAGUUAAGGACUAUAUUCAUGAUGAGAACAAAAUCAUAUACAACAUGAUGUAAAAAUUAACCUUUCUGGUAUGUACUCACACUUGGUGUUUGAUUUAUGAUAAUAUCUGUCAUUUGUUGCCUUUGCAAAUGUGUUCCGUUAUUGUUUCGUCUGCUUGCCUUAAAUUACUUUAUCUACUUCAAUAAUAAUGUCUUCCAAACUAAAUAAGUGUGAAUGAGGAGUUUAUAGUCCUGCCUGUUAAAGUGUUUUACUCAUGUAGGCACAAUGUGCGUAAGGCGAACAAUUGUGAUCUCCCUUUGUCCUUCUCUUUGCUUCAUCCCUCCUUAACAACAUUCUAAAUGUCAGAGAUUUUGCCUGAUGUAAAUAAAAAGCUCAGAAUGUUUGCCUCAGUAAAAUUUCGGGCAUGUAGAAUACUGAUGUUGAUUAGUCCCAAUAGGAAGUGAUGGUUUUUUAUGCCCCCGAAGGGAGGCAUAUAGUUUUUGAACCGUCUGUCUGUCUGUCGGUCUGUCAGUCUGUCGGUCUGUCGGUCUGUCAGUCUGUCCGCAUUUUUCGUGUCCGGUCCAUAUCUUUGUCAUCGAUGGAUGGAUUUUCAAAUAACUUGGCAUGAAUGUGUACCACAGUAAGACGACGUGUCGCGCGCAAGACCCAGGUCCGUAGCUCAAAGGUCAAGGUCACACUUAGACAUUAAAGGAUAGUGCAUUGAUGGGCGUGUCCGGUCCAUAUCUUUGUCAUCGAUGGAUGGAUUUUCAAAUAACUUGGCAUGAAUGUGUACCACAGUAAGACGACGUGUCGCGCGCAAGACCCAGGUCCGUAGCUCAAAGGUCAAGGUCACACUUAGACAUUAAAGGUUAUUGCAUUGAUGGGCGUGUCCGGUCCAUAUCUUUGUCAUCAAUGGAUGGAUUUUCAAAUAACUUGGCAUGAAUGUGUACCACAGUAAGACGACGUGUCGCGCGCAAGACCCAGGUCCGUAGCUCAAAGGUCAAGGUCACACUUAGACAUUAAGGGAUAGUGCAUUGAUGGGCGUGUCCGGUCCAUAUCUUUGUCAUCGAUGGAUGGAUUUUCAAAUAACUUGGCAUGAAUGUGUAUCACAGUAAGACGACGUGUCGCGUGCAAGACCCAGGUCCGUAUCUCAAAGGUCAAGGUCACACUUAGACAUUAAGGGAUAGUGCAUUGAUGGGCGUGUCCGGUCCAUAUCUUUGUCAUCGAUGGAUGGAUUUUCAAAUAACUUGGCAUGAAUGUGUACCACAGUAAGACGACGUGUCAUGCGCAAGACCCAGAUCCGUAGCUCAAAGGUUAAGGUCACACUUAGAUGUUAAAGGUCUUUUUUCAUGAUAGUGCAUUGAUGGGCGUGUCCGGUCCAUAUCUUUGUCAUUCAUGCAUGCAUUUUAAAAUAACUACGCAUAAAUGUGUGACACAGUAAGACGACGUGUCACGCGCAAGACCCAGCUCUGUAGGUCAAAGGUCCUAAACUCGAACAUCGGCCAUAACUAUUCAUUUAAAGUGCCAUCGGGGGCAUGUGUCAUCCUAUGGAGACAGCUCUUGUUAUAUAAUCAAAUUUCCCCCAAAAAAGCCAGACUGGUAUCCCAGGCUUGCUUUUGGAGUGUUUUACAGUUCAGGUGAUGUUUAAGCUUGGUGUGAAGGGUAUCCGAGUAGAUAAUGUUGCCGACAAUCACUUACUUAUAACAUUGCAUGUGUUAGAAUUAUUUUAUGUGAGGAAGCUAUCUAGCUGGACCAUGCCUUAAUGCCUUAUAAUUCUUAGAGGGGACCUUGGGUCAUAAAAAGGUGGAAAGUCAGAAUAUCAUCUAUAAUUGUGUCGGUGUGAAGUAUAACUCGACAGAAAAGAGCUUGAUAUGUCUUUUUAGUGUUUUUUGUAAUGCAUAUGCAGACUUCAGGCAGCCAAACUACGUAAUAUUGUAUUGAAACUUCACUAAAGGCAACCUUCUCCACAAAGUUACUUAUAGAUCUCUUGUUUGAAAUUAAUUCGUCUGCAAUAUUAAACCUGUCUUCUAUAUUUUCAGUUUCAUUUUGUUAUGGGCUAACAUUGCGAUGCAUGGCUGUGUUUGAGGUACUCUGUGCUUCCGGGAAAUGGGAAAUCUACCAUUACCUUUUUUUGGGUGGGGUGGGGGUUACACAAGUUUUACAUUACUUUAAUGAAAAUGUUCGACUUUGUGAAUGUAGAAUACCCAAGCGCACUGUGUUAUGGUGGAUGUUUAUAUAAAUGCUAAUCCGAAUAAACCAGUAGAUGUUAUAUCCUAUUGGAUACAAUUGCCUAUACGAAUAUUAUUAACGAUCCGAGUCAUUAAAAUUUUCCUGUGAUUUACAUAUUAACACAUUAAACAAGGUUUUUAUGUCAGUUUCGAUUUAUUGAUUUAUUUGAUUUAUUCCAAAAUGUGAAGAAUAGAAUCUAUAUACGUCAUUUGUUAUGAGUUAUAUAGCUGGGUAUGGGCAGGUUUGGUCAUUAUAGUUUUGUACACAUUUUGCUCAUUAUUUAUUUUGCUUAGUUCCGUCCUAAGUUAUUGUUUAUUUUAACCUUAUUACGUUUAUAAUUAUCUCAUUUUGAUCCGUCCAUUAUAUUAAGUUAUUUUUCUGCAAAUUUCCUGGUUUUGUAAUUCCAUACAUGCUAAAUGUUUCUAUUUUUCAAAAUUAUGGUUACUAAAUACAUGUAUUACGUUUGUAAAUAUUUCCUAAGUAUUGCUAGAGAAGGGGAUAACAGAUCUUUUAAUAUGUUAUGUUUAUAAACAUUGUAUUGGUCAAGAGAGGGAAAUGUGAGAUCUUCUCAACAUGUAAAGUUUGUAAACAUUGUGCUUUUAUUGCUAAGAGAGGAAAAUGUUACUUCUUUUUAUAAACAUUGUGCUAGUAAUGUUAGGGAAGGGAAAUUUUAGAUCGUUUCAGCAUAUUAUGUUUGUAAACAUUGUGCUAGUAUUGUUAAGGUAGGAAAAUGCUUAAUCUUUUUUUCAGCAUAUAUUGUUUGUAAACAUUGCGCUAGUAUUAAAUGCUAAAUCUUUUCAACAUAUUAUGUUUUUAAACAUUGCUGUAGUAUUGUUAAGAAAGAGAAAUGUUAGAUCGUUUCACCAUGUUUUUUUCGUAAACAUUGUGCAAGUAUUGUUAAGAGAGGAAAAUGUUAAAUCUUAAAACUUGUUACGUUUGUUAACAUUACACUAGUAUUACAAAGAGAGGAAGAUGCUAAUCAUAUAAAUUAAGUUUACCUCAGUUGGUUUGUUCUAGUCCUUCAUUUUUUGCUUUGAGCGUUUUUUUUCUGUUAAUAGAGGAACGUGUGGAGUUUCUCACCCUUACACCUUUAUAAGUUUUUACGUCUGUGCUUUGAUUUAUUUUUUAUGCUUAUUCAGACAGCUUCAUUUUGAAAUUCAUGUAUAGCCUUUAUACUAAAACGCUUUUAUUUAUUAGUGAUUAAAGCAAAACACAUUCCCAAAAAUUGGACACUUGUAGGUGAAAUUAUCUUUAAUAGCCAUUUUUACCUUUUGUAGAUGUUUUUCGCAGUUCAAAUAAGCAGAUUGUGAGUUACCUGGGUGUAAGAUUAGAUCCAUAAAAACAUAUUCUUGUUGUUUUGUUAGCCUUGUUGCAGAUACCAUAAAGAUAUUUUGAACUAUAAUAUUAUCUUUAUAAAUAAAAUGGGCAUUGUUAAAUGA